UGUGAAGUCGGGGGAGGAAGUCAUCAUCCAGCAUUUAGAUUUAAACGCUGUGGUUAUUGUGAUCAUCUCUAGUAAAAUCGCCAUGCGUGGCCUGACUGCACACAUUAGUCCAUUCCCUGUGCGGCUGGUCUGCGUGUUUAUACCAUAGCGCUCUGCUGCGAUGUGGUUUAACGAUACACACCGUUAGCAACUGUCAGACUCACAUUACAGCCACAAACUGCCGGACACACACUGGUGAGUGGGGUUAACGUUGUUAGCAGGCACCCCGGCUAACGUUAGCUAACCGUAGCUGGAAACAGAUGAAGCCGUGUCUGCUCCAAGCUGCUCCGGGGCCCGAAUCCACCACAAGAAAACUGCUGUAACCCAAAGUUAAACCAAGUUAGCUGUACCAGGAGCCAUGCGCUGAGAGGUAACCCCGUCUCCUGCCAGAGAAACCAGCUCCGUGCUGCGGGGCUUCGCUCGGGCUCACAUCAGAUGGAGGACAAAUUCACUGCAGUCAUCUUAUCCGCUGAUUUUGUAAAUUCAGCUGCUAUGCCUUCUGUUGGACUGCUUUUGUAAAAGUGGUAGCCAUGGCUUCUCGUAAGGUAGACGAGCUACCAAGUGAGAGCAAGGAUUUAGCUUCAGUCUCCGGGCAGCUUUCCCGAUGCGGCCCAGAUGACAUCACAGAGGAGCUUCAGUCGGAUGUGAUGAACGCUGCGGUGAAAUCUCAGAAAUCUGGAAGAUUUAGGAGGACUGCCCUGACAUUUUUUGGGGUUCGUAAAAGCAUCUGUAUUUUGCCCAGUUUUUUCGGAGGAAGGAGUAAAAAUCAGAACAAGUGGUCCUCCAAGAAAGGGAUCCCGAAAAGCAGAACGCACGACGGGCUAAGCAAGGCUAGUCAUGAUGACAAUCUGAGAGGUGGGUACGCCUCAGCUGGAGAUUUUGAGUAUCACAGCCGGAGGGACCCUGCUGGAGAGCUCCACAGUAGCUGCCACAAUGAAUGUAGUCACCCCACUGCUGACCAGAAAUCACUGACUCUCUCACGGCAGAAAAAGGGUCUGAGGGGUCUUUUUCACAGUUUUAAGUACCACAGAAACCAUAGAAAUGCUGGAUUGGAUAAAACUGAAAUGAUUGCAAUGACCUCUCCUCACUGCAAGAAAGAGGUGCCUGUUGUCCAGGACAACACCAACCAGUAUGUCACAGAGUGCCUGGGAUCUGAGCCUGAUGUGCCUGAUUUUGCAGAUGUUAUAUGUGAUAUUUCCAUUGGUCCUGAAUGUAUUGAGGCUGAUGUGGUGGGAUUAGAGAAGCGUGUGGAGCAAGAAAGCCCAAAGUCUGAGCUUGAUGACCAGAUGUGUGAUGAUCAGAUGGAGGAGAUGAAUUUGGUGGCCGCAGUGAGUGAGUAUGAGGAGAGCUCUAGAGGGCACAGCGAGCCUUGUCUGGAACUUCAGACCAUGUCCGAGCCUGUGCUGAAGUCGGAAACACCCGCUGGCUCAUCGGAUCAGAUAAACCUGAUUUUUGGAGACGUCGCAUCAUUAAAGAGCUUUGAUUCGCUCACUGGCUGUGGGGACAUUAUUGCAGAUCAAGAAGAUGAUAGCAUCACAGAGAGCACCGUUUCUGGAGAAAGGAGCAGAAAUGGAGGAAAGAGGGCCUCCUGUUAUCUUACUUAUCAGGGUGGCGGUGAAGAAAUGGCCUCGCCGGAUAAUUUGGAUGAACAGUGUCUUCAUGAUUUCUGGGGAAAUAACGCCUCAGAGGAAAUCUGCUAUACUUGCAACCAAGACCAUGCAGAUUUGACUGCUGACCUGACAAGUUCUCACAAUAUGGACUUGCUAAACAGUAACAGUGCACAGCAAGCCAGUGGCAUGGACAUUUCCUCAAUUGCUGAUGUGUUAACUCCUCAAAGUGAGCAUCAAGAAUCAGUUCCAAAUAGUGAUGAGGGCUACUAUGAUUCAACUACCCCAGGGCCAGAUGAAGGACAAGAAAAAGCUGACAGACUGAGGACAGACAGAUUGCCCAGAGACAGUUACAGUGGUGAUGCCCUCUAUGAACUUUUUGCGCCUGAUGAGAGUCUCAUCAGUCCACAUUACGAAAACAAAUCAAAACUGCCCGGUUCAAAUCAGUGCGAGUAUUUAAGCGAGGCAGUUGACGUGACAGAUUCUGCCUUUGUUCCAGAAAUGAAUCGAUUACAAAUAAGUGCUGAACUGUACAACGUUCACGAUUAUCUAGAGAGGCCAAGCACAUGCGGUAAAUCCUCAGAGCUGGCGCAGAAUGUGGUUGGUCGGCAGGAGAUCGCGGCGAAUAAAAACUGUAACUUGAAUUCAAAACCUCAAGCAUCAGUCAACAAGAAUAUUACCCAACCGGAUAUACUUGAUGAAAAGGAAAACAUGCUCGCUUCUGCUGAAAAAAGAACAAAAUCCAUAAAUGCAGAUUGCGAGAAAAGGCACAGCAGCAUAUCAUUCGGAAGCACAUCUGACCCAGAUUUUGAAACAUUUUGUGAACCCAAAGAGCAGCAUCUUGAGGAAAACAAGCCUGUGGCUUUACCGUACAGAAAUAUCAAUUCUCAGUCUCCAGAUUGUAGCAAUGAUUUGGAUGAUGGGCAAACUGUGAGUUUCUCUCAAGCACUCGUGGACUACACAAAACACUCUCAGAUGCUGAGUAACUUGCAAAACAAUGUGAACGAUUUGGAGACAAACUCUGCCUUCACUCCAAAUAUGCAGGCCUUACCUACCAUAGUCACAUUUGAUGUAGUGGACAUGCAUAACGAGGGCGAAUACGAUGAGCAGAUUCACAUGGAACUGGAGGAGGACAUUUCGUCGCCCUAUCAGGAAUUUGAAGAAAGCUACCUACAAAAAGAUGCGUUUGCUGAAUGUGACUAUCAGAUGUUAGACCUGUAUGAACAGAACCUGAUCAGUAAUACAUGGGCAAUCGCUAGUCUCCCACGGCACCUAGGCCUUACAAGAGUGAGUCAGUCCAUGCCUAAUCCGUUGUCUCUAGACAGGAGAAGUAGGUCUCUGGACACAGAAAGCCUUGAGUUGAAGAUGCCUGACACAUACAGAGAGAACAGAGCUGCUAUCGUUUCUUGUGCUCAAACUGAAAAGGACUCUGAAAGAGAUUCCUCACCAUAUUACAAAAAGAAUGUACUCGUGUCUGCGUCUGAGGUUCGAGACAGUAGCAGCAUUAUGGCCUUAUCAUGGCAAACAAGGUCAGAAAUGGCUUUAAGCCUUCCUCUGGAGGAUGGGGAAAUUGCUGAGAAAGUACAGGGUCUCGGUCAAACCCAAGUAAAACACAAAAUAUUUUCCAGUUCAUCCAGCAGUGAUUUUCCUAACAUUAAAACACAACAUCUUUGCUCUAAUGUGUCGGACAGAGUGUCCUGUGAUUUAAUUCCACAGAAUACAGAGCUUUACAAUAGGCAGUGCCACCUUCCCAUGCAACCAGAUUCUUGUUCACCUCAUAGCACCUUUGUUUAUUCUGGAAUGAUGGCGGAGGUACCAGGCGAUGUUGACGAAGAUAUGUUUUGUAAACCUGCCACUAAUUUGCAGUCCUACAGUCAGUGUGGCAAAAGCAGACCGCUGGCUAGUAGGGAGGGAAUGUCUCACUCUGGAAGUCCUGUGAACGCAGGUGUGUCUAAAGAAGAAAUGGCUGUCCUCAGUGAAACAAGAACACCCAGGGAUGUGGCGACCUGCAACCAAGUCCCCGAGGCAGCCUUUGAUUGAGAGGCUCUCAGGCAUACAGUUGGCUUUAAGAUCACAUGUUUGUGUGCCAGUUAGUGCUUUGACGUUACAUCCGAAAGAGUCACUGUUGCUUAAUUUGUACUUGGGCAACUGAUUCCUUUGAAAAGUUCCUGCACACUGUGAUAGACAGGACAUGAAUUGAAAUCUGAAACUAUGUGCCAUCAUGCCGAGUCGAGUACAACGCUGUCUUAUUGGGAGGUCAAAAGGGAUUUUCUGCAUUUGCACAGAAACAGUUGUUUGCUUACACUUCACAUACGUACAUGUCAGUCCAUCUCAUUAAGCUGUUGAGUUUUAUUAGAAUGUUUAAACCCAUAUGUAGCUUCAGUUCCCAGGUCUCAAUAAUACUGCCACACUUUGUUCACUGGGUAUUCAUUAGCCUGGUUUCCAUAGCACAGCCAAAUGGGGCUUGUUCAGUCUUGUUUACUUUGCCCCUAAACACAUGUAUACUUCAAGUGUGGGCUCAUAUUUGUGUUAGCAGCUUUUUCACAGCCUCUUUGCUCCAGUAUGGUUUAUGUUGGCCUGUCAUGAUGCUCAGAUUUACUGUUUGUAGCUGUUUUCUAGGUUAACCUAAUUUCAGGCCUGUAGUUUCACGGAGAGAAAAUGCUUCAUUCACAAUAUAAAACAUAUUUCCUAAUACCUUCAUGGGGUACAUUUGAAGUGCAUUAAAAUGCAUUUGACUUAAUCUAAGAACAUCUAGCAGCUAGUUCUUCCCCUCAAUCCAGAACAGGAUUAGAAGGUAAAGGAAAUGUACAGAUGGACUGAUAGUUCUUGUAUGUUAAUUUCAGCUGCCACUUCAUUUACACACUGUAGAUAGAGUCAGUACUUUUAUUUGCAUAGCACAUUUCACACACAGUUGCCCUGUGUAUGAAAGCGCUUUACGCAAGACAUUGAAGAAACGGCGUAGAACGAACCAUUUUAUCUCUAAAAUGAUAGAAGAAAAUAAAUCAAGGAAAAAAAGGCUUGUCGUACCUAAACCUUAGUGUGUUUGCUUCUGUCCUGACAAGCCAAUGUAGCCGUGCUGUGGCUGCUGGUUUUCUCUGGUCCCAUUUUCCAACAGCGUGACCACAUGUGAAGUGCGGAGUUCUUGCUGAAAUGAUGCACUCCAUUAUUGCAUUACUGUAAGCUUGUGAAAUGAAAAAGUAGUUUGAUUUUGUUUGGAACUGAAAUGAUGUGUCUAAAAAAACAGGUAUUUUCACCUUUUAUCAUUUUCUUGAGCAUUUAAUGUUGGAUCGGUCGGAGAUUAAUCUGUCAGAUGAUGUUUUUUCUUUUUUUAUAGCGUAAUAUUGAAAUGUCAAAGAAUUUGUAUUUAUAUUCAAAGCUAUUUGUACACUGUAACAUUGUAUUGAAAAUGGUUCUUACAAAUUGGCAAUAUUCAGUUUUUUUUUGUUGAGUUUUAAAAUUUUGUUUGUUUUUUAUUGUUUCACAGUUAUAUCCAUGUUACAUUAGGGAUUCCUCUUGAAAAUCUGUUACUGUUUUGUCAGAGUAGAACACUGCCUUACACUAAAAUAAACACGACAAGACGUAAUCUUU
Molecule: messenger RNA, 5234 nt
Organism: Chelmon rostratus (copperband butterflyfish)
Lineage: Eukaryota; Metazoa; Chordata; Actinopteri; Chaetodontiformes; Chaetodontidae
Gene: amer1
Product: APC membrane recruitment protein 1
Exons: 2
Coding region: 570-3686 (1038 amino acids)
Biological process (GO): regulation of canonical Wnt signaling pathway
Cellular component (GO): plasma membrane
Molecular function (GO): beta-catenin binding; phosphatidylinositol-4,5-bisphosphate binding
Source: RefSeq, a predicted model, not a curated record